AUGUCGACGGCAGAUGAAGAAGCGCGCAAGAUAGCGAUCGAAUACGCUUCCGGUGCGGUGCUUCCGAUGGUGGUGAAAGCCGCCAUCGAGCUCGAUCUCUUCCAGCUCAUCCACAAUGCUGGCCGCAUUUCGGCAGCUGAGCUCGCCGCUCAGCUUCCCACGACCAACCCCGGUGCUGCGGCCACGCUCGAAAAAAUCCUCCGCCUCCUCACCGGCCACUCCAUCCUGAGCUGCGAAGGCGGAGACGAGCGGCGCUACGCUCUGUCGCCCGUCGGGAAGUUCUUCAUCAAGAAUGAAGAAGUCGGGUCGUGCUGCGCUGCUUCUUUGAUGACCCAAGAUAAGGUGCUCAUGGAGAGCUGGUAUCAUUUAAAAGAUGCGGUGUUGGAGGGUGGAAUUCCUUUUGAGAGAGCACAUGGAAUGAGUAUAUUUCAGUAUGCAUCUAAGGAGCCAAGAUUAAGCAAGGUUAUAAACCAGGCUAUGGCUGAAUCUGUUUUUAUGUACAAGAAAUUGAUCGAGGUGUACAACAAUUUUGAGGGGAUUGGAACCGUAGUUGAUGUUGGUGGUGGAACUGGAGCAUUGCUUAGCAUCAUCAUUUCCAACAAUCCUUCCAUUAAGGGUAUCAAUUUUGAUUUGCCUCAUGUCGUUCAACAAGCUCCAUCUUACCCAGGUAUAGAGCAUGUCGGAGGAGAUAUGUUUGUCAGUGUGCCCAAAGGAGAUGCAAUUUUCAUGAAGAAUGUUCUGCAUAAUUGGGACGACGAAAAAUGUGUGAAAAUUCUGAAAAACUGCAAAGAAUCUCUAUCAGAAAACGGGAAAGUGGUAAUUGUCGAAAGUGUCCUUUUGGAGAACCCCAAGAGUGGGGAAACUGCAGUGGAGUUAUUGAAUUUGCUGAUGUGGAGCUACAAUGCGGGAGGAAAGGAGAGGACAGAAGCGGAAUUUCGCAUCUUGGGAAAGCAAGCUGGAUUCCAAGGAUUCCGCGAAGUAUGCUGUGCUGCUGGUUCUUGGUUCAUGGAAUUUUAUAAUUCAAGUGCUGAAUUUCCAAUAUAAAGGAGUUCUUGAUUUUGUUUGUGUUUACCUUUUCGAUUGGAGAACAUUCUCAAUCAAUAAAAAUAAUAAGUUUGCUUUUAU
Messenger RNA from Salvia hispanica, 1125 nucleotides. Its product is annotated as caffeic acid 3-O-methyltransferase-like. The record is from RefSeq and is a predicted model, not a curated record. NCBI's taxonomy places the organism in Eukaryota, Viridiplantae, Streptophyta, Magnoliopsida, Lamiales, Lamiaceae. Gene Ontology annotation, molecular function: O-methyltransferase activity; protein dimerization activity.